AUGAAGACCUUCGUCGCCGCCGCUGCCCUUGUCAGCGUUGGUCUCGCUCAGAACCUUGCAGACCUGCCACAAUGCGGUCAAGUUUGCUUCAAUAACAUGGUCGCUCCCGCACUGGUCUCCUCGCUUGGCUGCGCUGCCGGCGACAUCAUCUGCCUCUGCACCAGCGAAAACUUCGGCUUCGGACUUCGCGAUUGUUCCCAAGAAUCCUGCCCACCUGGUACCGAUCUCUCUGCUAUCACAGCGUACGGCAAUCAAUACUGCGCCAAUGCGGCCUCCUCUGCCUCCAGUGCUGGAAGCUCUGUUGGUACCCUCUCGGCUACUUCUGCCAUGACUGCUUCUGGUGGUCCUGCCAGUGCCUCUGGUGCCGGCGCCGGCUCGGACUCUGCCUCUGGUGGAUCGACUCCAAUCUCGACUGAGACAACCUUCUCGACCAUCACCUCUGGUGGCAGCACCAUCACUACCGCUGUCGGCGAGUCGACCAUCUAUGGUGCAGGUGGCGCAGGCGGAAAUGGUGGCUCUUCCACUCCCAUUUCAACGGAGACUCUCUUCUCAACAGGAACCAACAGUGAUGGCAGCACAUUCACCACCGCCGUUGGCACUUCCACCAUCUUCGGCGCAGCUGGUGCAGGGGCUUCUGCUUCUUCGGCUGUUUCCGGCGCUUCUGGCAGUGCGUCUUCUGCCGCGUCCGCCGCAAGCGCCUCGGCUUCUUCUGUCGCAAGCUCUCUCUCGUCCGAAGUCGCGUCUGCCUCGUCUGCCGCAUCAGGUGCUGGUUCAUCCGCUCAAGCUUCUGCAUCGUCACUUGCCAGCUCUGCAUCGUCACGCCUUGCCAGUGCAACCAGUGCAGCCGGCUCUGCUGUUUCCUCCGCUGGAUCCAGCCCCACGGGAGCCGCUAUGCCCAUCGCCACAGCUGGUAUCCAUGGCCUUGCCGGCGUCGCAGGUCUUGCUGCCAUAAUGAUGCUGUGA
This is a messenger RNA of Cladophialophora carrionii CBS 160.54, 963 nucleotides long. RefSeq lists its product as uncharacterized. The transcript is spliced from 4 exons. The record is from RefSeq and is a predicted model, not a curated record. Lineage: Eukaryota; Fungi; Ascomycota; Eurotiomycetes; Chaetothyriales; Herpotrichiellaceae. The coding region runs from base 1 to 963 and encodes 320 amino acids.